UGAAAUUUAGAGACGCUCCCUUACAGCUUUUCUGAUGAAAUCUCCGCUUUAGCUCCGCGGCUAGCAAGCGAAACGGCGACGUCAACGAGUCUGAAUACCAAGUAUUUCUAUUUAAAACGAAUUAAAAGUGAAACCGCUUUUUUUCGUAAAUCGAAGGCGACUACUUUGACUCGAUUUUGAUGGUACAGCCGUUUUUUCUCCCACAACUCACAGUAUUUUCUUCCGAAAACGCGGCACCUGGGCUCGAUUGAGGUGACAGUAGACGAGACAGUUGAAGAACCUACGCUCGUUUCCCUUCAGACGUCAAAAUGGCUUUUGUUUCAAGCUUUCAUUUGGAUUAUACCAGCCUUUUUUACUCUUACACCACCUCAAAAUGCCUUUCCAUUCCUUCUGCUGUUUCUACAACCCCUUCAAACCGAAAUAAGUUGUGUUAUUUUCCUCAGGACGGCACAGUUGGCGUUAAUACUGCGGUCAAUAUGGACGUUGAAGCUGUUUGCGCGAGCCGGGUCGGACUCAACACAGCCUAAACGACAUGGACACUUUCAUUUACCCCGGAGAAUAUUUAGCUGUACUCAUGAAGUAUGAGCACACAUGGACACUUUUCUCAAGUGGACACGCGGUCCGCGCGUGACAGUGACGAGCGCGCUGACAGCUCGUGGAUAAGCGUCUUCUCUCUAGUUUCAAGGCCUGCGUGGUCUCUCCUGCAGAGGUAUUUCCCCGGAAGAACGCAAACAGCAUUUGAAAUGAAGUCAAGUCUAGAUAUAGGAAACUCUCUGGCCCCUCUGAAAGUGGCAUACUUCCAGUGCCAGCAUGAAAACGCGCCUGGCGCGUCCUCUGGAGACCCAGGGACUCUUUCCUGGUUCGCGCACGAUUCGUUGAGUGAACUGGGAAUUCAGAGUACCUCCCAGAAAGAUUUUAAUCUUCGAAAGCAAGCGUCGGUCGGAUACCUCAGAACGGCGAGAAACUUAAUCACCCAGGUGUUACAGAACACGCAGGAAAAAAGGCGCGCGAAACCGGAAAACGGAUGCGAGUUGAGCCCGGUUAUGCUGUCCGUGCGAACCCCAAACAGCUGGCGGUGGGGCGGAUUUUUGGAGGCCGAUGACAGACCUCCGAACUGGCUGCUAAACGUAGCACAAAGCAGAAAAGAGACUGAUACGAGCUGGCAGCAUUGUGGAGAACAUCACAGUGUAGGCUAUUGUCAAAGCGAUGAUGGGCGGUCAGUGCACAACGAAAGCACUGGACCCUUGUGCUCUAAAGAGCUAACCCACAAUGUAAGCCUGCCCAAAGGAGAAUCCCUCCCAAACUCAUACCAGCUUCCACUAGAUGUUGAGCAGCAACUACUGGUUUGUAGUAGAGCCUACAAUGAGGUGACAAUUUUGACUCCAGACCAAGAUAAUGGCUACUCCAGCUUGGAGGAAGAACACUCAAAUGGUAAGCUUCACAUGAAGCUGCUUUCCCAGGAACAGGAGGUGUCGGAAACAGCCAGCCCUGUUGCCUCCGAGGACGGCUCAUCUCAGACUAACACUACAGGGAGCGAGUUCCAUAGUGAACCUGUCACUAGUGAGGUUGAAAUUAAGGAAAGAGAGGAAGAGGACUCAAAAAAGAAAGCAGAAACAGUUCCAGCUGCUGAAAAUGUGCCCUUUUUGGCCGCUCCUCAAUGUCAAAACAAGGUCAUUGCCUACAUCAUGGGCAGCCCUUGCAGCGGCGAAUCCGAAUCGGAGGAUGAUGGCGAUUGGGAUAGUAAUGACGAUGAUGGCUUUGACAGCGAAGGCCCAUCCCACUUCUCAGAUUCUGAGGACCUGGAUGACAGCGACGAUGAAUCUGAGGAAGAUUCGGAUGGAGAGGAGGCCGACUCUGAGACUGAGAGGCUGUGGAAUUAUCUGUGCCAAAACGGAGAUCCUUAUAACCCGAGGAACUUCACAGCUCCCAUAAGGACAGCCUCCAUGCCAAGCCCUGCGACUACAGACUCUUCGGUCUCAGAGUCUCCGCCAGUGCAUAUGUCCUCCCGGCUUUCACCUCCUCCAUCGUCACCCUCACUCUCAGAGAAUGAGUCCAGCGAAGACGCCUGUGAGAUGGAUGAGGAAGAGAAUCGGAGAUUGUGGAACUCUUUCAGCUGCGCAGCAGAUCCUUACAGCCUCCUCAACUUCCAGGCCCCCGUACAGACUCGAAAAACCCCCAAAGGGUGCUGGAUGGAGAAAGUGCCUGGAACGCCUCGCUACAAGAGAGAGGAGGCUGAGGAGAGGCUGGACAGUGGAUUCUCAGAGAUUCCCCAUGUGCCAUGCUCAAGCAGUGCUACGGCUGUUCAGCUGAAGAAGGUGACGUUUGUAGAAGAGGUUGAGGAGUUCUAUGCCAGCAGCGAUGAGGACCGUCAUGGACCCUGGGAGGAAAUCGCCCGGGACCGCUGUCGUUUCCAACGCCGUAUUCAGGAAGUUGAAGAGAAUAUCAGCUACUGCCUUUCUCCAACUUUCCGUCUGGACAUUUUUCAAAGACUACACAGUACUAGCUAAUUAAAAGCCUUGUUUGACAGCAAGUGUAAACAAUGAAUAAGAAAUAAUAUAUAUCAAUAGUUUAAUUCAGGGCAUCAGGAGGCCCUUCAAUGUUCAAAGGGCUCACAAGUCACAAAUCCAAGGAACUCCGUAGUUCCUGCCAGGGAAGGACACCUCACUUGAGUCUGCUAAAAUGUUUUGUGCUGAGUGUUGUGUGGAUUCUGGAAAUAUGCAUUAUGUUUUGUUUGUUUUUUUGCCACAAGUCACACUGUCCUUUUUAGCCCUUAAUACAAUAUUUUUAUUUUAAGAAGAAAAGCAAAGAGGACCUACAUGUCAUGUCCUUUUAAUUGCAGGAUUCCCACUCAUGCCUAUUGGAGGAUUGAUUUAGUGAUUUAUAUGAUUUGGUUUAGUGAUGCACGAACAGUACACAAAAGUGCACUAACUUCACCCUGUGAAGCAACACUAAAUUGACAUUCAUCUUUCUCUUAGAAAUGUAUUAGUGCAGAAGUAUUCUGGAGGGGAAAUGAAGUGUUAGCUUUCCAAACCCUGUUGUUUUCAACUCGCAGGCCUUCAUAUUAACCCCUUGUGUUGUAACCUCAAAGCCAAAGAUAACAUACUUCUGCUCCGCAAAGGAUCAUUAAGCCAGGCCUCAGUGUUUGAUGCCACAGGGGCGCACCGGGUGAACGAUUCCCCCAGAGUAAUCACACUCAUUACCCACAUUUAACCUAGUGGUAUUUUGCUGGAGCUGAGCAAUGCUUAUAUCAGUGUCUGUUCCUGUGUUAGAGUGAAGAUAUAUGGGCAUGGGCCUUAGUGCAAUGUAUUUGCAUGAUCCUAAAUGGAAAGAUGUUCUUUUCCCUAUCACUAUAUAUUGGACACAACCAUAUGUGGAAAUCACUUGGAUUGUGGCAGCUGUGACAAACAUUGUAAAUUCUUGACUAUAAAGUUGAAACGCAGGGACAAAAUGCAUGUUUUUUGAUUUGAACUAUAAUAUGCUUGAUGUUGAAGCAUAAAUGUAAUUUGUUAAUCAGUAUAAUUAACAUAAAAGCAUUUUAUUUUUGUAAUACAUUUGACCAGUUAAGCAUCUGUAAUGGGAUUUGUGAUGAAACAGACUAGUCCUAAUUUAAUUAAAUAAAAAGCAAUG
This is a messenger RNA of Sinocyclocheilus rhinocerous, 3627 nucleotides long. RefSeq names its product protein phosphatase 1, regulatory subunit 15B (gene ppp1r15b). The transcript is spliced from 3 exons. The coding region runs from base 582 to 2507 and encodes 641 amino acids. NCBI's taxonomy places the organism in Eukaryota, Metazoa, Chordata, Actinopteri, Cypriniformes, Cyprinidae. Gene Ontology annotation, molecular function: protein phosphatase regulator activity. Gene Ontology annotation, cellular component: endoplasmic reticulum; protein phosphatase type 1 complex. The record is from RefSeq and is a predicted model, not a curated record. Gene Ontology annotation, biological process: response to endoplasmic reticulum stress.